GCGGGGGAACACGGCCUGUGAGGGGAUCAGGCGGGCGGUCUGUGGGAGGAGGAGCUGGACUGCAGCGGCUCCGCUCACUGUCUCAAGGCAGGUUCACGGGGUGCUCCCCUGCAAGAGAGGAGGAAAGCAACACUACGGCUUUCGGCGCCUGCGCAGGGCAGUGCAGUGCUCUGCUGGCGCCUGCGCAGGGUGAUGGCGGAGCCGUGGCUGGGCUGGGAGGCGCCGGGCCGGGCGUUGCGGGGCCUCGCCUGGUUGGGGCAGGAGUUCGCGGCCGACUGGGCGGCUCAGGACCUGCGGGCCGCGGUCUUCCAGCUGCUGUUGCUCUGGUUGGGCCUCAGCCUGCUGGGCAUCCACCUAGCCUGGCGGCUCCACGGGGGCCGCGUCAGCCGCCUUUGCUGCCGCCCAGGCAGAGGUGGCCAGAAUGGAGGGACCCCCGCUGGUGCCUCAUAUUUCCCCAGCUGGGACAGCUCAAGCAAUGAGGCCAUGAAGAUGCACCGAGAAUGAGGCGUGGACAGAUACGCUGGUGGGCAGGGGCAUACCUGGGACAGCUCAACCCAUGGACCCAGCGCUGCCAGCCAGAGAAACUGGCUUUGCACCUUCGCUGCAUUGGAGACCGCAGCCAUGUCAUCUGUGGGCUAGCCCCUGGCUAGCAGGGAGCUGUGCAGCCAGCUGGCCUGUGCCAUCCCAGCUGGACUCUGCAUAGCCUCUCAGGCAGGGCAAGCUGUGAUCUCACCCCUGUGCUCACUUCUGGGGGCAUCUGCACUGCCCCAAGCACAUCAGCCCUUCCUCCUACCUGCCCCAAACAAAACAGGCCCCUGCAGUGGCCACAGGCCUGUGUCCCCGGUGUACAUGGGGGGGCGGUGCAUAGUCUGUGCCUCAGUGGUCAUCAUGCCCAGCUUAAAUCUUCCUCGAGCACAUGCCCCUGAGCCCUGCUCCAAGCCCCUUCCCACAACUCCUGUCCACGGCUGCCCCCACCCUGAUGAGCCAAAAGCCUUCUCAUCCCCUAGCCCCUUCCAGGGAAAAUUGCCCCCAUCCCUCCUUCCCUGCUGCCAAGCCCCCUCCUUUGCCCCCAGGGAUUGUGUGCCUCAUACACCUGUACCACUUCCUGCCCCAGCGGCCAAAGUGGGAGGUCCUACUUCCUGCUGCUAGAACUCCUUUGCUCCCUGCAACCCGGGCCCGUGAGGCAACUGCAGCUGCUCCUCAGAGGGGCGGGAUUCUGCUCCUGGGCACAGGGGAUCUGCAGGGCAGGAUGGCAGCGCCUGUCGCCAUCCCACUGGUUACACAGCAUGGAAGCAGAGAGCUGAGCUGCCCACCUCCCUGGGGUUUGGUGGUGUGGGGGGCCCUGGGGCAGCCCCUGGCUGCUCUUGCCCUGUUCAGUGUCUCAUAGCAGUGUUAAGAGUGAUAGCCCACUGGCACCUGGGUAGCAACACUGGCAGCUUCCACACACCUCCCAUGCCAUCUGCCUGGGCCACAUGAGGCCUUCCUAGGCCAGGGCCCUCUGCCAAGGUGCCAGUCCUUGGGAUCAGAGCAGGAACAGCAUGUCCAUGGCAAACCCAGCCUAGGGGCCAGGGUGCCUCUCAGGGCAGUAGGAAUAGCUAGCCCCAGGUACUUUCAGCCCCACCUGCAGUGAGCGAGGGUCCCUCCAAGCUCAGGAGGGGUAGGGCUCAGAGGCAGCACCUGGCUAAUGACCUGGCAGGCACAUGGUGGCACAACUGGGCUUGGAGCCUGGUACCUGUAUCCCAGGCUAGGCCCUUAGGCCUAGGGCCAGCUGCUGUCCCUCUGCACCCUGCCAGGCCCUGGCUAAGGGCAAUGGCCUGGCUCCUGUGGCCUUAUGGUACCUGCUGGCUGGAUUAAAUCCCUCUGCUGUGA
This is a messenger RNA of Dermochelys coriacea (leatherback sea turtle), 1869 nucleotides long. It is a transcript of the gene TCTA, whose product is annotated as T cell leukemia translocation altered. NCBI's taxonomy places the organism in Eukaryota, Metazoa, Chordata, Testudines, Dermochelyidae. The record is from RefSeq and is a predicted model, not a curated record. The coding region runs from base 193 to 504 and encodes 103 amino acids. The transcript has 3 exons.